ACUUCCGGCCGAGCCGGAAGAUCCUCUCCCUCGCGGUGUCGAGUGGCUCCCGGCUGCGGGGUUGGGAGGGGAGGUCCGGGACGACCCCGGUAAACUCCUGGGCGUCGGGCCCACGACCUUUCCUUGGCGCCAUGGGUGUGAUAGGUAUUCAGCUGGUCGUUACCAUGGUGAUGGCCAGCGCCAUGCAGAAGAUCCUACCUCACUAUUCUCUUGCUCGAUGGCUCCUCUGUAAUGGCAGUUUGAGAUGGUAUCAACACCCUACAGAAGAAGAAUUAAGAAUUCUUGCAGGAAAGCAGCAAAAAGGGAAAAGCAGAAAAGACAGGAAAUAUAAUGGUCACAUUGAAAGUAAGCCACUAACCAUUCCAAAGGAUAUUGAUCUCCAUCUAGAAACAAAGUCAGUUACAGAAGUGGAUACUUUAGCAUUGCAUUACUUUCCAGAAUACCAGUGGCUGGUGGAUUUCACAGUGGCUGCUACAGUUGUCUAUCUAGUAACUGAAGUCUACUACAGUUUUAUGAAGCCCACACAGGAAAUGAAUAUCAGCUUAGUCUGGUGCCUGCUUGUUUUGUCUUUUGCAAUCAAAGUUCUAUUUUCAUUAACUACACACUAUUUUAAAGUAGAAGAUGGUGGUGAAAGAUCAGUCUGUGUUACCUUUGGAUUUUUUUUCUUUGUGAAAGCAAUGGCUGUCUUGAUUGUAACAGAAAACUAUCUGGAAUUUGGACUUGAAACAGGGUUUACAAAUUUUUCAGACAGUGCGAUGCAGUUUCUUGAAAAGCAAGGUUUAGAAUCUCAGGGUCCUGUUUCAAAACUUACUUUCAAAUUUUUCCUGGCUAUUUUCUGUUCACUCAUUGGGGCUUUUUUGACAUUUCCUGGAUUACGGCUGGCUCAAAUGCAUCUGGAUGCCCUGAAUUUGGCAACAGAAAAAAUUACACAAACAUUACUUCAUAUCAACUUCUUGGCACCUCUGUUUAUGGUUCUGCUCUGGGUAAAACCCAUCACCAAAGACUACAUUAUGAACCCACCAUUGGGUAAAGAAAGUGUUCCUUUAAUGACAGAAGCUACCUUCGAUACUCUGCGACUCUGGUUAAUAAUCCUGCUAUGUGCUUUGCGGUUGGCCAUGAUGCGUAGUCACCUGCAAGCUUACUUAAACUUAGCCCAGAAAUGUGUGGAUCAAAUGAAGAAAGAAGCAGGGCGAAUAAGCACAGUUGAGCUUCAGAAAAUGGUCGCUCGAGUCUUCUAUUACCUCUGCGUCAUCGCGCUGCAGUAUGUGGCUCCCCUGGUCAUGCUGCUUCACACAACCCUGCUUUUGAAAACCCUAGGUAAUCAUUCCUGGGGGAUUUAUCCAGAAUCUAUGUCUGCCUUGCCAGUGGAUAAUAGUCUACCCUCCAAUUCUCUUUAUUCUGAAUUACCAUCUGCUGAUGGGAAGAUGAAGGUAACUGUUACACAAAUAACAGUGGCACUGAGCAGCUUAAAAAACAUUUUCACUCCUCUGCUUUUUCGAGGACUUCUGUCUUUUCUGACCUGGUGGAUUGCUGCUUGUCUCUUUUCUACAAGCCUUUUUGGGCUUUUCUAUCACCAGUAUCUCACUGUGGCAUGAGUCUCAGUUAACAAAAACGGAUAUCAAAGUCACACUUUGAAUUCAAAUAUCGUACCCUUGAAGGGCCAACAAAAACCAGAAGAAAGCAAAUACAAAGGAAAGAAACCAUAUCAGAAUAUCUUGUUUUAAAUACUUCCUCUGUAUUCUCAGGGUGGUUUAAUGGUAUUAAUAUUUUAAAUUAUAGAAUAGAUUGUUAACUGCUAUACUAUGGUAUUGAAAUUUUAACUCCUUGCAUUAAGGGAUGUGAGAGGCUAUCUGCAGGUAUAAUACUUCCGAUGACCUUGGUUUACAGAAACCUCCAUCAGUCUUUGAAACUUCUCAUAUGACUCCAGUUAUUGAUUGGUUCUGUUAAUGGUAUUAAGGUACUGUUAAUAUUCGUAGUAGCUGCCUAUAGAACAAUCUUCAAACUGAGCCAUGCUUUAGGGGAGGGAAGGGAGUUAAAGUCACUUCUGUUGGUAAUAUACCAGUCACUCUUCAAACAGCAACCACGGCAAAAUCCAACAGAAAGGAAGAAAUAGCUACUGUAUAUUACAGUAAAGAAAGCUGCAUAGAAAUUUUAAAUUUAAUGGAGAUGUACAUGCUUGAUAUUUACAAGUACUGCUGCUUGAGAGUAGCAAGAGUAUUGCUUUAAAAUGCAUUCUAUCCAACUUGAGGGAUCUUUUAAAUGAUUGGCUACAUGAACAUUUGCAGUCUUGCCAUUAGGUUUGGACCUCCCAUAUUUUAUUUUAUUCUAUGAUCCUAAGUAUAUUUCUUUUUAAUAGUCUAAAAGUAUUUAUCAAUGUUGAUCAGACUUUUAAAAAUUACUUUGUAAUCCUGCUGACUACCUGUAUGUAUUGUACAUAUAUAUAUUAUAUAUUAAAUAUAUAAUAUAUUGAGAUUAUAAAAGAUGAAAAUAUUGGAUUCUUAUAAUAUUUUAAGUUGCUGAAUGUAUGUUAAAAUGUGAUUGAAUGAGAUGUGUUUAUAUCUAGAAAUUUUCUUUCUUCCUGGAAUGAGAUUAAAAUACAUUUUGAAAAUUCA
Messenger RNA from Cervus elaphus (red deer), 2612 nucleotides. RefSeq names its product transmembrane protein 161B (gene TMEM161B). The coding region runs from base 132 to 1595 and encodes 487 amino acids. Lineage: Eukaryota; Metazoa; Chordata; Mammalia; Artiodactyla; Cervidae. The transcript has 12 exons. The record is from RefSeq and is a predicted model, not a curated record.